Caenorhabditis remanei is the source of this 2379-nucleotide messenger RNA. RefSeq lists its product as uncharacterized. Bases 1 to 2379 code for a protein of 792 amino acids. The transcript is spliced from 8 exons. NCBI's taxonomy places the organism in Eukaryota, Metazoa, Nematoda, Chromadorea, Rhabditida, Rhabditidae. The record is from RefSeq and is a predicted model, not a curated record.
AUGACUGAAACGAGGAAACCCAAAUGGCUGGGUCUGGGCGAAGAAAACGUGAAAAUUAUGAACUUUUUGGUGAAAAAGACUAAAAAUAUCGAAUCGCCCCUCCAUCUGAACCAGUUAUCGUGCGAUUUGAGAGACCACGUUGGAUCUCCGAGCCCGGCGGACACCUUCAAAAAACGAAUUCGAAAGCAAAAGUCGAAAAUUGAGGAAGAAAUGGCAUAUAGCGACGAGACGAAAGUAAAGCUGAUUUUUGGAUUAGGAGCUUCGAUUUCAGAUAAAUAUUUGGAAGAAAUCAGAAAAGACGCGAUUGUCCGUGUCGACGAAAGAAGACGAAUCAUUAGAUAUCAAAGAAAGGAUGGGGAAUUCGAGUUGCGUGGAGUUCAUCGAUACCACGAUCUUCUAACUCGAGCCGAACGGACCGAGAAGAUGUUAGAGUUCCUUGCUGAGAAGGCAGAGACAGCCGCGUCCCCCAUCUGUCACACGAUUCUUGCAAGAGAAUUCAAGGAAAGAAAUGAUUCUCCUGAAAACGAAAUCGUCUGGGAAAACAGAUUCAAUCAAGUGAUUCCGAAGAUUUAUAGAGCCGGAUAUGUGAGACAAACAAGAAUCCGAAUGAUGUUUAUGACGAGUUGUAAGCUCACCGAGGAACAGCUGAAUAGAUAUCAAGAACGUGCCGAUAUUGAAGUUGAUUCGGAGAAAAGAAUCAUCAAAUACAAAGCCAAUGAUGGCAGUUGUGAGCUUAAAGGAGAUCAUAGCAUGGGAGUGAAGAUGCGACAAGGAAAGGAGGAAAUCAGAAGACGAUCAAAACUGAUGAAUAAACUCGAGCGAGACUCGAGCGACGAAGAAGAAGAAGAAGAAUCAGACGGAGACCAUAUGGAUGACGAUGAAGCGAUUCGAAUUGUCAAUCAGAUGACGGCAAGUGUGAAGAAAGAGAUUGAAACACCGAAAUCUCGUCGUUUGCCGGACCACAAACAUCAAAAAGUCGAUGAGACACAAGAGAAAGUUUCGGGUGACUCGGAGAGCGAAGAGGAAGAAGUGUCAGAAGAGAAAGAAGAUGGUAGUGAUUCAGAAGCCUCUUCCGAUUCAGAUGAGGAAAAUGAAGCAGAGAAAGACGAGAAUAGUGAUUCAGAUGGAGACGAUGAAGAAGAAACGGAGAAAUCUGUCAAUCAGGAGAAACCACUGAAGACAGAGAGAAAAGAGAGAACUCCGCUUCCAAAGACUCCUGAAGUCUCUAAACCAACUGAAUCAAACAGAGCAGCUGAAGUCGUUGGGGGGAGUCGUGAAGAAAUUCUAAAGAGUUUUUCUCGCGGCGACACUACCAAGUCCAAUGAGAAGAGUGCUGAAGCCAUUAUUGCAAACAUUGUCAACCAGAGAAUCGAAAAUCGUGUCAAAGAGAUAACUGAACAAUCAAAGGCACGUGGCACAGUCGUCGGAGAUAAUUCACAGAAAAAGAUGGAUUCAAAUGGAAUGACAGUGAAAACGGUGGGAGAAGUUGAAAAAGAGAAUGUCGCCGCGAAAGAAGUUCCAUCUGAAAACUCGAUCAAGAAUCAGAAGACUGCUUCAAUGCUCAAGGGAAACAGUCAAAAUCCAGUAGUUGCUCCGAAUUCGGGAAAUAAUGAAAGCAACUCGCAAGGGAGUGCUUGUCAUGCGGAUAACGGAGAAGAACAACAGAAUCCAACGACUUCAAAAAAUCAAUCGGAGACUUCGAAAGCUUCGGUGUCAGUGACCACAGAAACUGAUGCAAUCUCUGAGAUUUCUGCUGAAAAGUCCACUGAAUCGGCACCUAGAGAAUCAAGAGAUCUUAUGACUCCAAAUAUUCCACGUGGAGAUUUGAAGAGAAAGAUUGGAGAAGAAGAUGAAGUGGAUCCAUCGAAACGAGCAAAAUGUGGAGUGGAUUCUGGGGAAACUCCGAAGGAGAAUCAGAAUACAAUGAUUCCAACUAGUGAUGAUUCGUCAGGAAAUCAAAUUUCCUGCGAUUCGAUGAAGACGUCAAUCAGCUUGAGAAGUGUUUUCAUCUGGAUGAAGGAAUUCGUUCAGUGUUUGUAUUCGAAAGAAUUUGAAGGGUUUUUGAAGACAUUGGAAAAGGAAAUGAAUGGAUUCACGGAUCAGAAUAUCUUGAUUUCGGACAUUACCCCUUUCAUCGACACGUUUCUCGUUUUCGCCAAAAAGAGCACAACGUCUACUACACAAUCUUUAAAUGUCAAGGAUUUUCUAACUAAACUGAAGAUCACUCUCUACAUGAUGAGCAGCGUCAUUUUUGCUGAUUUUCAAGAGAAAAUCGAUAAAAUGAUUGCUGAAAUCGAUAGGGAGAAUAUGAUGAUUCCCACUCAAUUCCUUCUGAAUCAUUUCAACACAAUCUACUUGUAUCUCAAACACUCAAGUUGA